Molecule: messenger RNA, 2538 nt
Organism: Botrytis byssoidea
Lineage: Eukaryota; Fungi; Ascomycota; Leotiomycetes; Helotiales; Sclerotiniaceae
Exons: 2
Coding region: 1-2538 (845 amino acids)
Biological process (GO): nucleotide-excision repair; transcription initiation at RNA polymerase II promoter
Cellular component (GO): transcription preinitiation complex; nucleotide-excision repair factor 3 complex; transcription factor TFIIH holo complex
Molecular function (GO): DNA binding; hydrolase activity; 3'-5' DNA helicase activity
Source: RefSeq, a predicted model, not a curated record
AUGCCUCCAAAAAGGAAAGCCACAUCAAGUGUGAGAGGCUCUACCAAAUCGAACAAAGACUCUGCUGUCUCUACACCAGGACCUGCAACCCCUCGUAGUAAUAUGAGCAGUGGUGAUAGUGAUGAUGACUAUCAAGAUGGUACCGUAGACGAACUUGAACGUCAAGGUCUAGAAGCUACAGAGGAAGAGAAAGCCAGUAUUGCAAAGACUAUAAAUAAAUUCUCAGCAGAGAGUUACCGGCCAAGAUCGGAUUCCAAAUUAAUUAGGGACUCUGCUAGUCACCACUUUGGCAAUAACGAUUUUUCAUACCUAUCACUAAAGCCUGAUCACGCAAAUCGUCCUUUAUGGAUAGAUCCUGAAAAGGCGCGCAUUAUCCUAGAAAGUUUCUCUCCACUAGCAGCGCAUGCUCAAGAUUUCCUGACUACAAUAGCAGAGCCAAAGUCGAGACCCAGCUUUCUACACGAAUAUGCUUUAACACCUCAUAGUUUAUAUGCCGCUGUAUCAGUUGGCUUGGAUCCAAAGGAUAUCGUUAAUGUUCUUGACCGCCUUUCAAAGAUACCUAUACCUGAGAAUGUUAAAAAGUUCAUCAUCAAUUGUUCUCAGAGUUAUGGCAAAGUCAAGCUGGUCCUUAAGAAUACAAAACAUUAUGUCGAAACUUCAGAUCCUGACUUGCUACAACGUCUUCUUUCGGAUCCUAUAAUUGGUCCGCUCAGGGUUCAAGGGUCCACAACUACAACUAUAGCACCUAGUAUGGGUGCCUUGGUUAUCCCAGGAACGAAGAAUGCAGCUGGAGUUCAACAAACUGGAGAUAGACGCCAGAGUGUAACAGAUAGACAGCAAGCAGGACAAGAACCUACGCAGGAUGAUAUUUAUGCAAAGCUUAAUGAAGAGGACGAUGAUGAUGACGAAGAAGAGGCAGUUCAUUCGUUUGAGAUUGCUGAUAACUGCGUAGAAGCGGUACAAAAACGAUGCCUGGACCUCGCACUGCCUGUACUCGAAGAAUACGAUUUUCGCAAUGAUGAAGUCAAUCCCAAUCUCGAGAUUGAUUUGAGGCCUAGUGCCCAAAUUCGACAUUACCAGGAGAAAAGCUUGAGUAAAAUGUUUGGUAACGGUCGGGCUAAGAGUGGUAUUAUUGUCUUGCCUUGUGGAGCUGGAAAAACCUUAGUUGGAAUCACCGCGGCUUGCACGAUCAAGAAGGGUGUCAUUGUCCUCUGCACAAGUUCUAUGUCAGUUGUUCAAUGGCGACAGGAAUUUUUGAAAUGGUCCAACAUCAAUCCAGCUGAUAUUGCGGUAUUUACUUCGGACCACAAAGAGAAAUUCACAAGGAGUACCGGUAUCAUUGUCACAACUUAUUCUAUGGUCACGCAGACACGUGCGCGAGCUUUUGAUGCCCAAAAGAUGAUGGAUUUCUUGACGAGUAGAGAAUGGGGACUGAUGCUUCUAGAUGAGGUCCACGUUGUCCCUGCUCAAAUUUUCAGAAAAGUCACAUCAUCAAUCAAAACUCAUUCGAAAUUAGGUUUGACGGCCACUUUACUUCGUGAGGAUGAUAAAAUUGAAGACUUGAACUUCUUGAUCGGUCCCAAAUUGUAUGAAGCCAACUGGAUGGAACUCGCAGCUCAAGGUCACAUUGCUAGAGUUCAAUGUGCUGAAGUCUGGUGCCCAAUGACUACUGAAUUUCACUCGGAGUAUUUGAAAGCACCUAGUCGCAAGCAGGGUUUGAUAUCUACAAUGAAUCCCCGGAAGUUCCAGGCGUGUCAGUUUUUGAUAGACUAUCAUGAGAAGCGUGGCGAUAAGAUUAUUGUGUUUUCUGACAACGUUUACGCCUUGCACGUCUACGCUCAAAAGUUAGGGAAAGUUUUCAUUUAUGGUGGUACGGUUCAGACCGAACGUCUUCGAAUUCUGGAGAAUUUCCAACACAAUCCCAAUAUUAAUACACUCUUUCUGUCGAAGAUUGGUGACACUUCUCUCGAUUUACCUGAAGCAACAUGUCUCAUCCAAAUUUCGUCUCAUUUUGGUUCCCGUCGACAGGAAGCACAAAGAUUGGGCAGAAUUCUGAGAGCAAAGCGCAGAAACGACGAAGGUUUCAAUGCAUUCUUCUAUUCUUUAGUUUCGAAAGAUACUAAAGAGAUGUAUUAUUCUUCAAAACGACAAGCAUUCCUUGUCGACCAAGGAUAUGCGUUCAAAGCCAUUACUCAUCUCCAGGGUAUUGAAGAUCUCCCUGGUCUCGCAUUCAACACUCCUCAGGACCGAAGAGAGCUUUUACAAAACGUGAUGCUUCACAACAUGGACGAGGAGAAGUUCCAGGAGGAUCUCAGAGAUGAUCUAUUCCAUCGAAACGACGGCAAACCUAGACCGAAGAAGAAGUCGAAUGUUAGAAGAACUGCAGGCAAACUCGCAGAUUUGGCUGGUGGGCAGGAUAUGGCAUAUGUUGAGCAAAAUAGGAGCAGAAACAAGGAUCUGAAGAAGAACAAAGGAGAGAGUUCUGCCUUCUUCAAGAAAAUGGAGAGAGAGCGACAAAAGAGAAAACUUGCAGAUUAG